AAUGUUUGAUGUGGUUAUCUUGCUUCAUUCUUGAGACAGUAACGGAAAAAGUGGGAAAGGGUUCUUCAAAAUAAGAGCAUGAUUUGCAAUUAGAACUUAGGAAACAACUAUUGGAAACGCGUCAUUGAGAAAAUGAGUUCAACAAACAAAUAAUCACUAAUUUUACACCCGGGGGCGUGACGUCAACAUUUACAACCAACCAACGCGCUCCUUCAGACACCUCUUUUGGUAAUCCGCUUUCACAAGAUGAGCUGUCCGUUCAGCACCACUGUGCGCGCUCUCUGCGCCUGAAAUAGUCUUAUUAGUGCAAGACACAUUAACGGGCUUAGAGUGACAGACUCACACUUGAUUGGAUUUUCUGCGUUUUGCUCCAUGGCGCUACUUUCUGGAAAGAGUUAAGAUCGCGUUAUUGUUUUAUAUUUUGACUGACAGGUUGGGCUUUUACGCGUAACAGGGAGCAGUCCACACCAGAGCCGAGAGUUUAGGUUUUGUUUGUGCGCAACGAUCACCAGAAGCGAAAUGUUUUACCUCUUGUUCGGACUGUUGUGCUUUUGCGCCAUGGAGCGCGUCAAACUGACCAGAGGCCAGGAAGACGACGGAAAGCGCUACAUCUGUCGCGCGGUCGCCAUGAGCGGGGACGCCAGCUGUCCGGUGACACUACUACCCGAUCUGAGCGUCGGUGGUCAGGAAGAGGAGCUCAGAAACACCGUCAUGCAGCUCCGAGAGACCAUAUCACAGCAGAAGGAAACCAUCUCCAAGCAGCUGGGCACCAUCAACGAGCUGACCACAAAGCUGUCCCUUUGCGCAUCAGCCACAAACGAAAUGAAGUACGGCAGAGGGGGGUCAUGGGGGAAAGACAAGCAAAACACAAUGGGAGAUGUUCCGAGAGAUCCGAAUGACUCCAUAGAGAAUUUAGGAAAAACCAUGCAGGGGCUCAAGGACCGGCUGGAGAACUUGGAGCAACAGCAAAUGAGGGCCAACAUAUCCGGUGCCUCGUUUCCAAGUGAGCUCCGGGAUCUGCUGCAGCGUCGGCUGGGGGAGCUGGAGAAGCAGCUCCUGAAGAAAGUCAGUAGCCUGGAGCAGGAGAAGAGCAUGCUGUCCAACGCCACGGCGGCCUACAGGCUGAAAACAGAGAGCGCUCUGAACGCCCUGGUGGAGAGGAUCAGUGAGCUGGAGAAAGGAGGGGACUUCAAGUCCCCAGAGCAGUUUAAGUUGUGCCUCCCUCAGAGGACCAACUACCUGUACGGCCGGUUCACCAAAAGCCUCCCAGAGAUGUACGCCUUUACCAUCUGCAUGUGGAUCAGGUCCAGCUCCAGCCCUGGCAUCGGGACGCCAUUCUCAUACGGAGUGCCGGGUCAAGCAAAUGAGAUUGUUCUGAUAGAAUGGGGAAACAACCCAAUCGAGCUGCUCAUUAAUGACAAGGUCGCUCAGCUGCCGUUGGAGGUGCGUGAUGGAAAGUGGCACCAUAUCUGCAUCUGCUGGAGCACUAGGGACGGCCAGUGGGAGGCUUAUCAAGAUGGGGAGAGGCUGGGAGCAGGGGACAACCUUGCAGCCUGGCACCCUAUCAAACCUGGAGGGGUCAUCAUCCUGGGGCAGGAGCAGGAUGUGGUGGGUGGGCGCUUCGAUGCUGGACAGGCUUUCGUGGGGGAACUGAGUCAGGUGAACAUUUGGGAUCGGAUCCUGAAGCCCACUGAGAUCCAGUCCAUGGCAAACUGCAGCUCCUACAUCCCGGGGAAUGUGAUCUCCUGGCUGGCGAGCAACGUGGAAAUUUUUGGAAGAGGAGCGGCCAAACGGCCCUUGGAAAUCUGUCGGGAGCGUGUCCCCAAUGCCUAGAUCUCUGUCAUCUGUCUGCCUCAAAGUUUGUUUGCUGGUUUUUCCAAAAUCCUUUCAGGAUUUUCCAGAAUCGAUCGCUUUCACAUUGUUUUAUGGAUUUAAUUUCACAGUGUGGCAACAUUGUUGCUUUGUUUCGCUUCCGGUAAAAUCCUGAUUUUAUUUGAGACCAGGUGGAAAAUUUUAGUGGAAACAUGAGGCACCAAAACUUGUACACAAGCAAAAUGGUUGGAACUAUUGACUUUGUAUGAGAAUCGGAUUGAGGGACCCCUUCCCCCCCUGCAUUCCAAACAGGAAGUGACUCCGGGCACAAAGAAGCCAAAAUCACCUAGACUUCUAUAGAGAGAUAAACAGCUAUUAUUACUCAGUUAUUCUCCCGAGCCUGCAUAUAAGUGGUAGGGGUGUGGCCUUCGAACAACUUCACUUAUGAUUGGUGAGAGUGGUUGCCAUUGAAACGAUGAUCCAGACCGAUUCGGACCAAUCACCGCUUUCUGUAUGGCGUUUCAUGGCUCCAACAUGGCGGCCUUCAGAAUUAGAAAAAAUGGCGAGUGAAUUGAUCUCAGUUCAUUGGAGCUGGAAGUAAGAUAUUUUCAAUGGUCCAGGUCUCAUGAACAGCGAGUGGUUGGAACACACCUAAGUGCAAAUUUUGAAUCAGAAGCCGAGCGUAAUCGCUGAAGGGUCCUAAAUCAUCCCUGUUAAGCCCACUACAUCAAAGAAUUGACCGGAAAAAUCAAUAUUUUUGGUAUUAAGAUGCUUUAUAAACUUUGAUUAAAUCCACAAAACUAAUUCUGCAAUUUAGAUUGAAUGAGAUAUUAAUAGUAUCAAUUAUGGUACAUUAAGGGAUUUGAUAUGUUUUCGUUCACAAGUUUAAAAUAUUAAUUAUCAACUAAUUUAGCAGUUUUUUCAAUACAGAAAUUUGUCAUUUAAAAAAAAGUUAUUUUCACCAUAAAGUUCCCAAAAAUUGAGCAAAACGUUUCCCGGCAAAAGUGUUUUUGAGUUUUUUUGAAAGCAGCCAUUUUGGAAUGAGCAGGACAAGCCCUUCUACUGCCUCUAGUGGAGUAAUGAUGAACUACAGGGCAGAAAACAUUGACCAAGUCACACACAAUAGUUUUUAAGGUCAUUUUUGAUCAUGGUUUUGAAAUGAGGGUGUCAGAAGUGUGGGUAUCAAAGUACGAAUGAUUAUAUAGAGUUACAGGUGUUUUCCUGCUCUAAAACAUAAAAAUGUCUCAUUCUGUGGUUUUAAAAAAAGUAAAAACAGAAAAAAUACAAAUCGGUGCCGUUUUUUUGAGAUGCUUGCUUGCAGUAUAUCUAAAAAUUACAUCUGAUUUAGUGCAACAGCUUGCAUAGCAAAUAUGAGUGACAAGAAAGUUCUGCCUUCUGGCCUUUUUUUUUCCAAUUAUUUCAAAUCCAGAAUAAAUAAAAUAGAUUUAUUGCUUUUAUUACGUGCAACAUUGCUCUUUGUGAGGGUGCUGUGUGUUGUCAAACAUUCAGAAACAGAUUCAUGUUAAAACAGGUAAUUUCAGUUGAACGUUUUUUGUGUUUUUUAGUGCAGUCCCUGUCCAGUGGCCUUUCUGUAAGUGCUAUUAAAUGUCUUUUUUUCCAGGUUUUUGACAUGGAUUUGUUUUGGAUGAAAUAAACAGAAUAACUGUUGCAAAA
Messenger RNA from Oryzias latipes (Japanese medaka), 3486 nucleotides. The record is from RefSeq and is a predicted model, not a curated record. NCBI's taxonomy places the organism in Eukaryota, Metazoa, Chordata, Actinopteri, Beloniformes, Adrianichthyidae.